Messenger RNA from Amphimedon queenslandica, 540 nucleotides. RefSeq names its product ubiquitin carboxyl-terminal hydrolase 15-like. Gene Ontology annotation, molecular function: cysteine-type deubiquitinase activity. Bases 155 to 457 code for a protein of 100 amino acids. The record is from RefSeq and is a predicted model, not a curated record. The transcript is spliced from 4 exons. Gene Ontology annotation, biological process: protein deubiquitination. NCBI's taxonomy places the organism in Eukaryota, Metazoa, Porifera, Demospongiae, Haplosclerida, Niphatidae.
ACUGGUAGUAACUAAGAACAAAUAUUUUUCAAUUUAUUUACACUUCAAUGACAAAUUAUACCUUUAGGAAAUAGCUGAAGAAUGGAGAAAGUUAAGUGAAAGAAGAGACAAAUCAGAGAUAAUCGAAAUCUUUUAUGGCCAAAUUAAAUGCACAAUGAAAUGCCAGAAUCCAUCUUGUGGUCAUGAACAAAAAACAUAUGAACUAGUAUUUCCUUUGACGUUACCUAUACCAACAAAGUCUGAUGUAUCUUUGAAAGAUUGUCUGAAAUUAUAUACGAAAGAGAAGUUAUCCACUGAUCCAUGGUAUUGUGACGAAUGCAAUGAAGUAGUAGACCUUUCAAGAAAAGUUGAAAUGUGGAAAAUGCCACAAGUACUAAUGGUGUAUCUGAAGAGAUUUUGUUUGAAAAGAGGGAUUCACACAAAGAUUAAUGAUCAUGUACAGUUUGAUUUCAUGUAAGUCCCAGUUAUUAUGUCUAUGUAAAGGUUAUACAACGAGGUGGAGGUAUCUAUGGCAUUUAUCAUACCGAGGGCCAUAGGCCC